AUGAAGUUCUUGAUUUUGCUGAGUAUACUUUGUAUCUUCUCCCAAGACAUUGUGGAGGUACAGCUUUUAACAGAAACAUAUAACCCUCUUAGGAUUAUAUGCUUCUGUUAUUAAUCAGUAAGUUCGCGCUUUCCGAUGAAUGUUAGUAUUUUGGAUGAUUUACGACGUUCUCUUUGUGUUUAACUGUUAGCUUAAAUAAAAAAAUCGUAAAUACCUCAAUUAUUUGCUUUUUCUCGUUGUGGUUUGUUCUUGCUUUUUUGCCGUUCAAGUUGUGUUAUUCCACGUAUAGAGCGUAUUCACAUGAGGUCACGGCGGCCAUAUUGGUUUUCGAAAACAAUGAAACGGCGGCCAUAUUGGUGUUUCAAACAAAUCCUGUGGGAGUUGGACUCUUUUAUUGUGUAAAAAAAUUCUUUUGCUCCCAUAAAUUUGCUGAAUGCUGGACACGUGAGUGAAUACGCUCUCUUUUUUUUCCAUAAAUUUAAUUAGAAUUAAACUUUUUGUGUAACUUUCUGCUGUUUGUUUGUAUGUUUGGUUUUUUUUGUUUGUUUGUUGUCGUUGUUGUUAUUUUUUUUUAUUUGUUUAUGGAGGCUUGGUACAAAAAAAGUUUUAUCACUUGACAUUUUUUUUCGAAGAAUCUAACACAGUUGCUUUCUUUUUAUUUUGCAUGCACUCAGGUCACAGGAAGGGAAAUUUUCUGUAAGUUAUGUUUUUUUCUUCUGAAACAUAUAUUGGACAUUUCUGAAAAUCCUACUAACAAAUCUCAACACAUCUCUGUGGUGUAGAGAUCGUAACUGCCACUUGCAAAAAUAGCAGGGGCAUUUGGAAAAUUGUGCGUACCUCUGAAAAAAUCUUCGCUACGUCCCUGUAAACUCCCAGGAGCUCUAAAUAGUUCGUGAAAGCCAUACAUUCCUAUCGUGCUCUGCAAUCCGUUCACGCAUACCUCUUCCCGUUUUGCCAAUGUAUACUUCACAGCAUUCCCAAAGGGAACUGCUCCACCAGCACGAAAAAUUGGAUUCGGGGCAAAAAUGGUGCAAAAAAAGUGCAAAUUAGGGGGUAAUCAAGGGCAACGAUGGUUAAUACCGCAUUUGCAUGCCAGUUUACAUGGGGUAGUAAAUUCGAGAGCUUGAUUUAACCGUAAUUUGCACUUUUUUUGCACCAAAUUUGCACCAAGUAAAUUUGGUGUAAAUCAAAUUUUUCACACAGCCUGCACUUUUACGUCGCACUAAGUGUGAUCUAAUUGUAGUGUCGAACUUGAAAACAGAUCGUAUGCCAUGCUGUUGUAGGCAACGACAAACUGCUUCAGGUGACCCUUAAAUGUAUGGCAGAAUCGUAGAUUGUAGAUUUAAUUUCGGUUGUAGGUUCUUUAUCAGAUGUCUGGUUCCUGGAUUACUUACGUUAGCAACAAACGAAUGCUGGUAUCCGUUAGAGAUAAGAUAUUUAGAAAUUUCGUUUUUGCAGGCUUGUUCGUUUGAUGGUUACUUGUUGGUUUUUCUUUCACAUAGAUUGUCCCAAUUGCCGAAGGCAAGCGCAGUGUUAUGCGGAUCCUUGCAUGUCUUACCCUUGUGGAGCGCCAAAUAAAGUGUGCAAGGCUUGCUACUGUAUGGGAUGUGACUCAUACACUUGUAAUGAGCGGCCACUAAAAGAAUAA
Molecule: messenger RNA, 1648 nt
Organism: Porites evermanni
Lineage: Eukaryota; Metazoa; Cnidaria; Anthozoa; Scleractinia; Poritidae
Source: the annotation of a GenBank genome assembly